AUGAUCGCCAACUUCCUCAGCGCUACUACUUCCCUCGCCUCCAGGGCAUUCACAGCUACCAUCAGCACCGUCGUCCACUCCGCCGCCUAUGCCGCCGAGCUUCUUGACGAUAUUUCACAAAUCAACGCCAACGUGGCCGAAGCCGUCACCUUUGUUCUCGAUGUCCCCGGCACCUACGACGCCUUUGACUUUGAGAGCUACGUUUUCCACGAUUUUGUGGAGGCUUCCCCACAGUUGCCAAUUUCGGGCUCCUUUCCCACCGAUAGCCCAAACCGUUCCCCCAUCAACUCCCCAAUCGAUGGAAUGCCAAAUCCUUCACGCAGAAGCCCUAGACCUUCUGGCGAAUGGCAAACCAUCGAGGCUCGCAAGAGCCCUAGAAGAACUUUCUCUUCUUCUCCCGUGACUGCUGCCCCACCAUCCGACAUUCUGGAAUUCAGAAGCGUCAGGCAGAAGACUCACGGAAGGUACAGACAGCCUGUGCCUGAUAUGGAGAGCCGGCUCACCCAGGGGAACAUCUUCCUCGUUCUCCAGGAGUGCUAG
This is a messenger RNA of Candidozyma duobushaemuli, 540 nucleotides long. RefSeq lists its product as uncharacterized. The transcript has a single exon. NCBI's taxonomy places the organism in Eukaryota, Fungi, Ascomycota, Pichiomycetes, Serinales, Metschnikowiaceae. The coding region runs from base 1 to 540 and encodes 179 amino acids. The record is from RefSeq and is a predicted model, not a curated record.